Molecule: messenger RNA, 2112 nt
Organism: Psammomys obesus (fat sand rat)
Lineage: Eukaryota; Metazoa; Chordata; Mammalia; Rodentia; Muridae
Gene: Ecm2
Product: extracellular matrix protein 2
Exons: 10
Coding region: 72-2087 (671 amino acids)
Biological process (GO): positive regulation of cell-substrate adhesion; extracellular matrix organization
Cellular component (GO): extracellular matrix
Molecular function (GO): collagen V binding; protein binding; heparin binding
Source: RefSeq, a predicted model, not a curated record
UUAAAUGACACCAAGCAAAGCCUACUUAGUUUAGAUUUCCAGGAAUUUGUUGGUGAAAAAAAAACUCAAACAUGAAACGUGCAGUUUUGUUUUGUCUCAUUCUGCUUAUCAUUUUUCAAACUGAUGGUGAACAAAGUGAACAAACUCCUAGACGGCAAAGAAGGAUGCACCAGAGAAGACUCAGGAAAAGCUCUCUCCGCCACCAUAGAGCACACAGGCAGCAUGAGAUUCAGCAAACCACUGCUACACCAGAGGCCAACUUACUCACUGCCAGCUCUGAUCACAGUGUGGAGGAAAACGUAGAAUCACUUCUAAGUCAUCAGGGAGUGGAGUCAAGCUACAAUGUGUUACCAGGAAAGAAAGGACACUGCUCUGUAAAGGGCAUGAUCAUGUACAACAAAGCCGUUUGGUCUCCUGAGCCCUGCACCACCUGCCUCUGCUCAAAUGGAAGAGUAUUCUGUGAUGAAACUGUGUGCUACCCCAAGGCGUGCCCCUAUACCAUAAGACUGGAAGGAGAAUGCUGCCCCAUCUGCUCUAAUGCUGAACAAAGAGAAUCCAUUCACAAGCAAGGGCCACCUCCUCAGAUGGAAAUGGAUCAAGUAGUCAUAGAAGAAGCUCUUCAAUCUGAGGAGGAUGAAGAAGAAGAUAAAGGACAUAUGGCGCACAAGAAAGAGACCGCUGAGCCUACUAAACUUCACAAUGAUGGGGAAAGAACAGAGGGAAAGCUGAGACCUGAGGAGGAAGGCAGGUCAGCACAUCAACCACUCUACCAUGGAAGAAGUGAGGAAGAGGAUGGUGAGGAGGAAACUGACAGGGAAGGAGAGGAAGGAGAGGAGGAAGAGGAGGAAGAAGAGGAGGAGGAUGUAGUAAGAGGAGAUGUGUUCCAAAUGCCUUCGCGGUUAACCCCUAGUAUCCCAAGACAUAGGCCACGACUGCCCAGAAGCUGUUCGCUGUCCUACAGGACGAUCAGCUGCCUCCAUGCAGCUUUCACCCACAUCCCACCAAUAACAGCACCAGAAGUAACAAGCCUGGAGCUGGCUGGUAAUUCAAUCAUCUCCAUUCCUGAUGAAGCAUUUAAUGGAUUACCAAAUUUGGAAAGACUUGAUCUGAGCAGAAAUAAUAUCACUUCUUCGGGAAUAGGUCGAAAAGCAUUCAAGUUUUUGAAGAAGUUAAUACGCCUGAACAUGGAUGGAAAUAGUUUGGUACAUAUUCCUUCAGAAUUACCAUCUACACUGGAAGAACUCAAAAUAAAUGACAACAAUCUCCAGGCUAUCGAUGAAAAAAGUUUAUCAGACUUAAAUCAACUUGUCACCUUAGAAUUGGAAGGAAAUAAUCUCAGUGAAAUCAAUGUCAACCCUUUAGCUUUCAAAUCUUUGAAGAGCCUAUCAUACCUCCGUCUGGGAAAAAACAAAUUUAGAAUCAUACCACAAGGUCUUCCUGCUUCUAUUGAGGAGUUAUACCUAGAAAAUAAUCAAAUUGAAGAAAUAACUGAAAUUUGUUUCAAUCACACCAGAAAGAUCACUAUGAUUGUAUUACGUUAUAAUAAAAUAGAAGAAAGUCGGAUUGCGCCUUUAGCAUGGAUAAAUCAAGAAAAUCUUGAAUCUAUCGAUCUGUCCUACAACAAGCUUUACCACGUUCCCUCCUAUCUACCCAAGUCUCUGCUGCACCUUGUACUAAUUGGGAACCAAAUUGAACGGAUCCCUGGCUAUGUGUUUGGCCACAUGGAACCAGGCCUGGAGUACUUGUACCUGUCUUUUAAUAGACUUUCUGAUGAUGGUGUGGACCUGGUCUCAUUCUAUGGGGCAUAUCAUUCUCUGAGAGAAUUAUUUCUGGAUCACAAUGACCUAAAGUCCAUACCACCCGGAAUAGGAGAAAUGAAAGCACUGCAUUUUCUGAGGCUGAACAACAAUAAGAUUCGGAAUAUUCUUCCAGAACAAAUCUGCAGUGCUGAAGAGGAUGAGGACUCAGCUCUAGAAUAUCUUCAUCUUGAAAACAAUUAUAUUAGAGUUAGAGAAAUCUCAUCCUAUGCAUUUUCAUGCAUAAGACUGUAUUCAAGUAUUGUUCUUAAACCACAAAACAUCAAGUAGCUUCAAGUUUUCUUUGGCUACUUAU